UUCUGAAUUCUGGAUUAUUUCCUUUUCUUUUCUUUUCUCUAGAAAAAAUAUAUUUGUGAACUUAAACAAUCAAGCUCUUCGUUGACCGGAGGUUUUGGUCGUUGGAUUGACAAAUAAUUUGUAUUUGAAGAUUAAAUUAAUUGAAUUUAUUUUCCAUCAAUCUUUAUCUGCUGCUGACUGUGGUUCUUGAUGUUAACUUUCCGGAAUUAUUUCUCUCUCUGAAUGUGCAGAGCUGUUAAGCAUUUUUCCUGGCAAGCCUAUUUUUUUCCUGGGUCCUAAUUAGCUCAUUUUUGGCGUCAAAUUCAAUCAUCUUCAUUCUGUCGAUGACGUAUGACUCCCAAAUUCCUUUUUGUUUCUGGUGCAGUUUAAGAAGUUUAGUGAAGAUGUUAGAAAAGAUGGAAAAAAUUAACGUCGAUAAAGUGAUAGAAGAAUUUGAAGCAAUUACAAAGGAUGCUGAGAGGGUCCAGAUAGAGACCCUCAAGAAGAUUCUGGAAGAGAAUGGCUCUGCAGAGUACUUGCAGAAUUUGGGUCUCAAUGGACGAACUGAUCCAGAGGCUUUCAGAGAUCAUGUUCCCAUUGUUACUCACAAGGACUUGGAACCUUAUAUUCAAAGAAUUGCAGAUGGUGAUCGUUCCCCUGUUCUCACCAGAAAGCCCAUAACAACCAUAUCUCUGAGUUCGGGUACUACUCAAGGAAAGCCAAAAUAUCUACCAUUCAAUGAUGAAUUAACAGAGAACACCUUGCAGAUAUAUAGAACUUCUUUUGCAUUUAGAAACAGAGAGUUCCCUACUGGGGAUGGAAAAGCCUUGCUGUUCAAUUUUAGCAGCAAACAGUACAAAACAAAAGGGGGGUUGGCUGCUGGGACUGCCACAACAAAUCUCUUCCGCAGUCCACACUACAAAAAUGCAUUGCAGACAAUGGAGUUCAAUUGCUGCAGCCCUGAUGAAGUGAUAUUUGGGUCUGACUUCCACCAAUCAUUGUAUUGCCAUCUCUUAUGCGGGUUAAUCCACUGUGAAGAAAUUCAGUUUGUGUUCUCUAUAUUUGCCCACAGUAUUGUCCUUGCAUUUAGAACCUUUGAACAAGUUUGGGAAGAGCUUUGUGAUGACAUUCGCAAUGGGGUACUCAGCAGCCGAGUCACUGACUUUUCCAUUAGAAAUGCAAUGUCACAAGUGCUUAAGCCAAAUGUUGAGUUGGCUGAGCUGAUUCAUAGGAAAUGCUCAGGAUUGAGUAAUUGGUAUGGAUUAAUACCAGAACUUUUUCCUAAUGUGAAGUAUGUAUUUGGGAUAAUGACUGGGUCAAUGGAGCCUUAUGUGAAAAAACUGAGGCACUAUGCUGGUGAGAUGCCUUUGGUGAGUGGUGAUUAUGGUGCUACAGAAGGGUGGAUUGGAGCAAAUGUCAAUCCAAAGCUACCUCCUGAGUUGGCUACUUUUGCUGUGCUACCUAAUAUUGGAUACUUUGAAUUCAUUCCUCUUGGAGACAAUGCUGAGAAUAUUUUCACAGAGCCUAAGCCAGUGGGUUUAACGGAAGUCAACAUUGGAGAAGAGUAUGAAAUCAUUGUCACAAAUUUUGCAGGUUUGUACAGGUACAGACUAGGAGAUGUGGUGAAGAUUAUGGGCUUCCAUAACUCAACCCCAGAACUUAAAUUUGUAUGCAGGAGGAGCUUACUACUAACUAUAAACAUUGACAAGAACACUGAGAAAGACUUGCAACUCUCUGUUGAAGAAGCGGCCAGACUGUUAGCUCAAGACAAACUUGAACUUGUUGAUUUCAGCAGUCUAGUGGACCGAUCCACAGACCCUGGCCACUAUGUAAUCUUCUGGGAAAUUAAUGGAGAACCAACUGAGGAGGUGUUGCAAGAAUGUUGCAAUUGCUUGGACCGGUCUUUCCUUGACGCAGGCUACAUCACUUCUCGCAAGAUCAAUGCCAUUGGACCUCUUGAGCUCAGAGUGGUUCGCAGGGGAACCUUCCAGAAGAUUCUGGAUCAUUACCUAGGAUUAGGAGCUGCUGUUAGCCAGUUUAAAACCCCACGGUACAUCUGCCCCACUAAUAAUGUGGUGUUGCAAAUCUUCAGCAACAACAUUGCCAAGACCUACAGCAGUAUUGCCUUUUGAACCAAAUUUGUCAGUAUAUUCUUCUGCGUUUUCCUGAGAAAGCAAACAAAAUCUUGCAGAUUCCCAUGAAGAAAACGUUAGGGUUCCAAGAAGCCUUACUCAUAUGGGAUUUAGACAGCCUCUUGUAUGACUCAUAUGAGUUGGUGUCACUUAGCCAUCACAUUGAACGCCAUCUAAUGAUACUGCCAUCUCUUGGAGUAUCGAGAAGGCCGUCUAAUACAGUCACCGGCUCCGCCCUUUUAUUGGGCUCCGGAGAAAGGGAACGUACGCGUGGUCGCUCUUCUAUGGUUAAAAAUUGGAGUGAGUUUGUAAAGUCAAAAUUGUGGAGGAGGAAGAGGAGGAGGAAUGGAAUUGGACACAGCUUCAAGGAUAAACCCAAGAAGGUGAAAGCAGGAGUACUGCCUUGUGGCUUCCGUAACAGUUUUCAUCUGUGAUUUGUUAAGGAUUUAAACAUGAAUUAAGAAUAAAAAUAAGAUGGGUAUUAAAAAAAACUGAGCAAUAAGGUAAUCUUGAUUUUUCAUGUGUAAGCGUUAGAUAUUGUUUGUGUGAUUUUUGUUUUGUUAGUUGGCGUUAGGACUGUCUGCUCUGGACCUUCCUUGAAUCUGUUACAAAUUGUAGUCUUGUCUUGUGCAUUAUCUUUAAUGCAUGCUUGUUUUUUUCUUUUUAACUAUUUAAAAUCCUUACUGGGACAAUACACAAAGGAAAAGGGGUAGAGCUCGAAAACUUUAUGUUCCCCACGAACUUCUCUGUUUUCAUGGGCUCUGAUACUGAAGAAGUGGCCAUGUCCGAAUCCCACAUGGACAUUUUAAGCCUAAAAGGAGCUGAGCUUGUUUUCUCUGCAUAAACAGUUGAACAGUGGCUCGCAUGUCAUCGUUCUGUUGACAGGAGAUUUUUGAAGCCCAACAAAAGCUGGUUUUGCUAUUACAGGAAACAUCCAAUAAAGCACCAAAAUUUAAUUAUGAUGAUAUGAACAAACAAACAAGUGUGACUAAAAUCUAUAGAGAUCACGUGUAAGAAUCCACCUCAGAAGCAGCCAAGUUUCCAGAAAUAUUUUUGUAUGAGUUUUGGGAUUUUUCGGUGAAAGCUGUCUGGACUGUGGAGUGGAAAACGUACAGUACAGGGCCAAAGUUAAAACGAAGAUGAACAAUUGAAUUCAAAGCAAUUUCUAUUUCAAUUUCUUGGUCUUACGUCACAUGUUCUGCUUUUCAUACUGCUCCUGUACUUCCUCUGUCGGAUUCUUACAUGCUAGCUGAUUCUGGGUG
Molecule: messenger RNA, 3373 nt
Organism: Manihot esculenta (cassava)
Lineage: Eukaryota; Viridiplantae; Streptophyta; Magnoliopsida; Malpighiales; Euphorbiaceae
Product: jasmonoyl--L-amino acid synthetase JAR6
Exons: 5
Coding region: 324-2111 (595 amino acids)
Cellular component (GO): cytoplasm
Molecular function (GO): acid-amino acid ligase activity
Source: RefSeq, a predicted model, not a curated record